Molecule: messenger RNA, 561 nt
Organism: Ilex paraguariensis (yerba mate)
Lineage: Eukaryota; Viridiplantae; Streptophyta; Magnoliopsida; Aquifoliales; Aquifoliaceae
Source: the annotation of a GenBank genome assembly
AUGGGGAGGAGAUUCAAAGUUUAUAUCUACCCAGAUGGUGAUCCAAAUAUGUUCUAUCAGACGUUGAGGAAGCUUAUAGGAAAGUAUACGAGCGAGGGAUAUUUCUUUAAGAAUAUCCGAGAGAGUAAGUUUCGCAAGGACAAUCCAGAUCAGGCUGACCUCUUUUUCAUUCCGAUCUCUUGGCAUAAGAUGAGAGGGAAGGGAGGAAUCAACAAAGCUAAAAUUCCAAACUUAGAGAAGCGUGUGGUUAGAGAGAAUAAUGUGGAGGAGGAGUUAUCGGAUUUGUAUCAUUCACCGGAGAUAUUUAGGUUGACUUAUGCGGAGAUGGUGAGGAGAUUCAAAGUUUAUAUCUACCUAGAUGGUGAUCCAAAUACGUUCUAUCAGAUGCCGAGGAAGCUUAUAGGAAAGUACGCGAGCGAGGGAUAUUUCUUUCAGAAUAUCAGAGAGAGUAAGUUCUGUACGGACGAUCGAGAUCUGGCUGACCGCUUUUUCAUUUCAAUCUCUUUCCAUAAGAUGAGAUGGAAUGUACGGUGUGUUCAAUUUUUUCAUCGUCGGCUAUGA